GACUCGUUCCACCCCGUCGACGGAGGCUCCGGCAGGAGCUGUCGCGAGUUUCAGGGCGUCGCGACCGUGACUGAGCCGGGUCCUCCUGGGAGCGGCAGCGCGGUCAUCGAGGUGGCCUCGAGGGUGAGUUCGCUGGAGGACUGCCAGUCCGCCUGCGCGAAAGCCUCGGUGUGCAGGGCCAUCGAGUUCGACAGCGACGUCGAGAAGUGCCGGGUGUGGUCCACGGAGCCGCAGUCCAGCGUUGCCAGCAAGGGGGCCACGUGCUUGGCGUUCAGGCCCGAGAGCGCUGCCGCCUGCCCUGCGGCGUGGCCGAAGCCUAACGAGACUUGGUGCAGCGCGCCAGGUGAGAAUUGCUUGCCGACGGGGUGCUGUGCGGACCCCGCCCUCAGCUGCUUCGCCAAGAACGGGUUCUGGGCCUCGUGCAGGCCGUCCUGCGAGCCGGGGCAGGUCGACAUCGUGGGGGACUCCACAGAGCAUCAGACUCCGUGGAGCUGCGAGCUCCUCGGGUGCGGCAACUAUCCUGGCCGCUUCGUGCCUCCAGACCGUUGGUGGUCGCCGCCAGAAUCCGCCACCCAGCACAACGGAGUGCAGCUGGCCGACGUUUACAUACCAGGUAGCAGGGCGCAUCGCGUCUUCAUCCUGGGCGAUUGGGGUGGAUCCGUCGACAAAGACCAUGGCAACUCCAUCGCGCCCGCCAACCAGGUCCACAAGAGAUGUCCGGCCAACUUCGUUGGCGGAGUAGACGACAGAGCCCAGUUUAACGUCAGGGAUGCCAUGGUCGGCAGGGCCGGCUCAUCCCUGCCCGAUUACGUGCUCAACGUAGGUGAUAAUUUCUAUUGGGCAGGCGUCGAGGAGCACUGCAAUUCUGGUCCCAUCAACAGCAUGGGGACCGAAGAGUAUGGGAUUUCGCAGUUCGAGCUUGUCUACGAGAGGGUUUACGUUGGCCAUGGGCUCAACGGCAAGCAGUGGCUGGGUGUGCUCGGAAAUCACGACUACGGGGGUUACAGGUUCGAGAAGGGUUGGGAUAAGGCCAUCGGCUACACAUGGCAUUCGGAAGCUGGCCGAUGGAUGACGCCCGCUCAGUAUUACAGCGUGAAGGUGUGGUAUGCAGAUUUCGCAGUUGACUACAUCUUCAUGGAUACGAACGUGUGGGACGCUUUGGACCCAGCCGAUGGGUCCGCGCACAACAUUUGUUCGCAGUACCACAACCCUGAUGGUGCAUCGUGUAGCCCUGGUCCUUCGUCCGUCUGGGACUGCCCGUGGUUUUUCAAGGGGCUUUGGGAUCAGCAGAAGACGUGGCUCGACGGCCUCGUUCCUGGAUUGGUUGGAGAUUGGCGCAUCGUCGUGACCCACUUCCCGCCAUACUGGGGGGUAGACGAGUGGCAAGACAUGGCCAGGAGACACGAGAUCGACCUGAUCGUCUCAGGUCACCGCCAUUUGCAGAACUUCCAUCUUCCCGGCGAUGCAGCGGAGAAGGUUUGGCAAUUCGACGCCUCUGACACUCUCAUGAGCGACUUCCUGGACCCGACCGGCUUCGUAGUGUCUGGCGGCGGCGGCGGCGUCACCUCUGAGCUCGAGCCCGCGGGUGGCGGCGAGGACGACCAGUACGGGUUCAUGGAGAUGACUCUGACGAAGGACACCAUAACGAUAGAAGCGAUCUCUCACCGUGGACAGACGAGGAAGAAGUCGACCCUCAAACACGGGUACGCCCAUAAAGGCAGCCGCCUCUUUGAGAGGGCGGCGGCCUGA
This is a messenger RNA of Prorocentrum cordatum, 1749 nucleotides long. The record is from the annotation of a GenBank genome assembly. Lineage: Eukaryota; Dinophyceae; Prorocentrales; Prorocentraceae.